Dendronephthya gigantea is the source of this 929-nucleotide messenger RNA. Its product is annotated as neurotrypsin-like. Lineage: Eukaryota; Metazoa; Cnidaria; Anthozoa; Malacalcyonacea; Nephtheidae. Gene Ontology annotation, molecular function: calcium ion binding. Bases 74 to 856 code for a protein of 260 amino acids. The record is from RefSeq and is a predicted model, not a curated record. Gene Ontology annotation, cellular component: membrane. The transcript is spliced from 4 exons.
CCCUGUGUCUGUAGAUUAUGACAGCAAGAAAGUGUACGCGAUUGAUUACGACUUGAAGGAAGUCGUAAUUGAAAUGGAUUACCAUGGUCGUGGAAAGAAUCAAAUGUUUGAUGGUUAUUUACAGGAUGUUAUUGGAGGCGUUAUUUACUGGAAAACAAAAGAAUCGAUCGUUAUAAAUAUAAUGAACAUCUCCAGCAGAAAUAUUUUAGGUCAUAUUCGGUUACCAAAAAGCUACAAUGCAAAAAUUCUUCUGGUCGUAGACGAAAAUCGACAACCAGAAGGAAGAUGCUUAAAGCUUUCAUGUCUCCACGGUUACUGUUCUAACACUAACGGCUCUGAAAUUUGUCAUUGUGAUAAGGGUUUCAAAUACAACGGACAUGCUUGCACAGAUAUCGAUGAAUGCAUGUCAUCACCAUGCAAUCAAAAAGGUUUUGAACGCUCGUGCAAAAACAUACCAGGUUCUUUCGUUUGUACUUGCAAGAAUGGGACUAUUUUCGAUGGAGUUACAUGCUCAGCCCACUCUGAACUGCAAAUCCGAUUAAAUGGUUCAAGUACUAACAUGAGCGGAAGAGUGGAAAUAUAUCAUCCAACAUUUGGCUGGGGCACAAUCUGUGAUAAAGCAGGUAUGGAAUUGGCAUCGUUUUCUCUUGGUGAUGUCAUCUGUCGUCAAUUGGGUUUCGCUGGAAAACGAAAUUUGAGGCACUUUGGCGAAGGAAGUGGUCCUGUAUUGCUUUCUGAAGUCUCCUGCACGCCAUUCGGUGAUGAAAUAUACAUCUGGGAUUGCAGACAUGCUGGAUGGAAUAUGCCUACUUUAACCUGCACACACGAUCGUGAUGUCGGUGUGAAUUGCUACUGAGAUCACGAUAAUUUACUCGGCUUGGCUAGCAUGGCAAAUUAGUCCUUCUGUGAUGCUAUGCUAAAAUUUUGGU